Messenger RNA from Plasmodium cynomolgi strain B, 2358 nucleotides. RefSeq names its product ABC transporter. Bases 1 to 2358 code for a protein of 785 amino acids. The record is from RefSeq and is a predicted model, not a curated record. The transcript is spliced from 2 exons. Gene Ontology annotation, molecular function: ATP hydrolysis activity; ATP binding. NCBI's taxonomy places the organism in Eukaryota, Apicomplexa, Aconoidasida, Haemosporida, Plasmodiidae.
AUGUUCGUUGAAUUCCUUCUUUGCCUCCUCACAUGGUGUUACGUUCAUCGAUGCAAAGGUCUACAAAUCAGUAAAUAUAAAAAUCAAAGUUCCUUUUUAAACAAUUUGCAUGCAGCGAAUGUCGCACGUGGCUAUCAUGUCUACCAUUUGAAAAGGGAAACAUUCAGGGGCAGUGUCCCACUGCGCGUAGGAGGUGAGAGGCGGGGUCAGGCGCUGCUAGGUAGGCGCAGCGAGAGCGCCCGCCAUGGGCAUGAAGAGGAUGUAGAAGAAGGCGACGAAGAGGAUGUAGAAGAAGGCGACGAAGAGGAUGUAGAAGAAGGCGACGAAGAGGAUGCAGUAGAAGAUGACCAAACGGAUGACCAAACGGAGGACGAAGCGGACGACAUAACCCGCGAGGAGCGCCUUGCGGCGUACGAGAAACUCCUGAACGCGCAGGGAGACGAAGAGGACCGGAUGCUGUCCCCGAAAUAUAACAUGAACAUCUACAAUGUGCUGGAGAAGCACUACGAGCAGAAGGAAGAAAACAAAGUGAUCCUAACCAUCCAAAAUUUGAACUACGAAAUUAGUAGCAAGAAAAUUAUAACCAAUUUAAAUUUUCAGGUGCAUAAGUCGGAGUGUGUCGGACUUAUAGGAAACAAUGGUUGUGGAAAAACGUCGCUCCUAAACCUAAUUUUCGAUCAUUCAGAUAACAGCAACAAAAGUGUAAUAAUAAAUAACAAAAUGGCCAAGGAAGGGGUGAUAAAUUUUCCACUAACUGAGGAAAAUAUGCAUGCCAUGGUGAAGAAAAAUAAAUUUGACUUUCUGUACAAAAUUUUGCAUCACAUGAAAAUGAACUCUCUCGAGUUGUCCCAACUUUCAUCGAUUAUAAAAAAUAGAGAUGUCUCCUAUUUUGAGAAGAUCAAUAAAAAAAAAAGAGACAACAACAAUGAUCUUUUUUUUAAAAACGGAAUCUUUUAUUUCAAGCAGAAUAUUCACCUUCUGGAAAAAAACAAUUUGACGGUGUUUGAAAAGGUACUGAAUUUUUAUCAACCCGUUUUAGACAAAUAUGAGGUGUUAAAUUAUAUCGAAAGGGAGAUCAGUCGGUACAGAAAUUUGGACGCUGUUCAAAGGUAUGCUGUGGGGGAGGCUACCGAAAGGUCCAAUCAGUGUGCCACCGGGAGGGGUGGUGAGAAAUACCCUGCGGGAGGUAGCCCAAGUGGGAAAGAGGUCGAUCUAAGGAGAGGAAGCUACAUCACGAAAAAGCAUGUUAAUAUUGUCGAAUGCGUAGAAACGAAGCAGGGCGGAGAAACGAAACAGGGUGGAGAAACGAAACAGAGUGGAGAAACGAAACCUGGCGGAGAAACGAAACAGGGUGGAGAAACGAAACAGGGCGAAGAACCGACCAACGAGCAGGCGCAACUCUUCGCGCAGUCCAAACUCUUCCAAAUGGUGCUCAAACUGUACAUGCACGAAAAGGAAAAUGUGUUCAAAGAGAUAAACCAAGUAAAAAUGAAUUUCCAUAAAUACCUGAACAUUUUGAAUUUAAAAAAUUUACUACAUGUCAAACUGAGCAAUUUGAGCAACGGCUACAUUAUCCGAGUGUACCUCCUACUGCUUCUUCUGAGCAAUGCCAAACUUCUCCUAAUAGACGAAAUAAAUAACAAUCUCGACAUUUUUAACAUUUUCUUCAUUAUGAACAUUUUUCACUAUUCUCUCAAGUAUAAAGAAAUCGGCAUCGUUUUGGCUAGCCACGAUUUCUUCCUAGUAAGCAAAUUGUGCAAUCGAAUUUUAGAUUUCAACAAAAUUUAUGGACAUGACAUCGACUUUAACAACAUGGCAUUAUUAAAAAGGAUAAGCAGAAGUGGGCAUCAAUCUAUCCAUUCUGAUGUUGCACAGGAACUACAAAGAAAAAAUGAACAUAAUUCGAACAUUACCUUUUUUAAAGGAAAUUACACGCAAUACUUACACAGUAUGAAGAUACUCUUCGACAAUAGGAGGAAAAAAAAAGAAGAAUUAAAAAAAAUUAUGGACCAACUAAGUGCUGCCAUAAAUCAAUACAUGUACUAUAAUUUGAUAUAUAGCAGGAAGAGUGAGAAGGGGAUAGCCAAGGGGGUUCCUAGCGAGGGGGGGAUGCAGGAGGGAAGGGAAAAUCUCGGCCACAUGGGAAGUAACACUGCUGAGGGCAAUUCGAAUGGUGAACAGAUCGAGGAGAAAACCGCUCAGCAUACCGCUGGCAAUGCCGAUGAGCGAACCGCAAAACAGGAAGAAGGAGAUGAAGGCGUGGAAUCCUUCGUGUACAACAAAAUGAAGGACAUAGAAGGCAACAUGAACAAGAAUAUCCUCAUCGACAUGAGCAAAAAAAUAAAAACAACGAGCUGA